AUGACGGAGCUUUGCCAGAGCGUCUCCUACCAGGCCCCUACGCAGAGCCUGAACUCGGAUCCGUUCAACGUGAGGGCAGAGGAGCUAGCCAUGCAGGACUGCUCCCUGGGAGCGGAGGUCCGAAGGACGUGGACGGAGCAGGAGCUAGUCCGGUCCUUCGGGGGCCGGAUGUCUCCGGGCACGCCUGAUGGCAUGUUCGAGACGUGGGACGGGCGGCUCACCUGUGUACAGGUCGUGCGUGUGCCACUCGUGAGGGAGGCUGACACUCCAGCAAUGCAGCAUACCCUGACUCAAACCAUCCUUAGCAAGGUUGUCAAGUCACAGACAUGGCUCCGUUUCGCGCAUGUUAUGCCCCAUGACUUCAUCAUCUUCUGCUGGCUCCCCUACCGCAUCCCGGAUGAGGUGUCUCAGCACGUGGAUGUCCUAACCUCAAGGCUUCGCGACCUUGAUGCGCGCUUCUCCGUACGCCUCCGACUGCCAGCUGAGCCGGAUGCAAUCUUUCCAGCGCUCUUCGCCAGCAACUAUGAGGAGCGGAUGAGGCUUCGGAGCCGCAGUCUCUCCGAGACAGAUGUGUCGACCUUCAUGGAGGGCGACUACCAGAACGAAGAUGAGGAUGAAGUCUGUGAGUGGGACAUCACAUGGGACUGGUCUGAGGAUGGCGGCCUAGAGCCGGGCGAGGAGCCUGCGGGCUCACGAGACAGCUCGCCGGGUGAGGAUGAUGAGGGACAGGUGUAUGAUGCAGAGCUGAGUGGAAGUUUCCUUCAGGACUCUCCUUUGGCCGAGUCAGAGGAAAUAGUCCUAGAGUGGACCCUGGCAUGGGACGACAAUGGGUGA
Messenger RNA from Symbiodinium pilosum, 834 nucleotides. The record is from the annotation of a GenBank genome assembly. NCBI's taxonomy places the organism in Eukaryota, Dinophyceae, Suessiales, Symbiodiniaceae.